AUGGAUCUAUCGCCAUUGACAGUGUUUGAGCGACUCGGGGUUGCAAGUAUCUCCAAUACCGGCCUCGCAAUUGCCGUUCCGUCUCGAGCACCAACACUCGUUACCAACUCCCCGCCAAAUCUACGUGUUGCAGUAAAGGACUAUUUCCUCGUCCAUGUCAUUAAGAUAUCACUUUGCAACCGAGCCUACUACGAUCUAAGCGAGCAUGCAGCUUUCACAGCUGAGCUCAGUGAUAACCCAACCCGAGAAGAACCCGCGGAUGCCGUUGACUAUUCAACAGCAUUAAAUCCCAGAGGGAAUGGGUACCAGUCUCAUGCGGGAAGCAGUAGUGGAAGUGCUGCUGCUGUUGCGGCUUAUGGCUGGCUUGACUGUGCGAUCGGCACUGAUACGAGUGGACGUGGUCGUCGACCAGCGUUGGCGAAUGGUCUGGUUAAGACCUAUGACAUAAUUGAUACGUCCUGUGUAUUUGCGAGAAGCCUUGAUGUCCUACGUCGAGUUGCGGACACUUGGAUUGCAGUUCCAUCUCUGGUCAAGAAGCAACCAUAUCGUCUCGAUGGAUCAAAGACUUGA
This is a messenger RNA of Fusarium odoratissimum NRRL 54006, 570 nucleotides long. RefSeq lists its product as uncharacterized. The record is from RefSeq and is a predicted model, not a curated record. The coding region runs from base 1 to 570 and encodes 189 amino acids. The transcript is spliced from 3 exons. NCBI's taxonomy places the organism in Eukaryota, Fungi, Ascomycota, Sordariomycetes, Hypocreales, Nectriaceae.